This is a messenger RNA of Miscanthus lutarioriparius, 975 nucleotides long. Lineage: Eukaryota; Viridiplantae; Streptophyta; Magnoliopsida; Poales; Poaceae. The record is from the annotation of a GenBank genome assembly.
AUGUCGGCGACCGCUACGGACGAGGCCGCGGUGGAGGCUCGCCUCCAGGCGCUGCGGCAGAGGCUCGGGAAGAAGCAGCACUUCGAGGAGGCCGUAAACGAACUCGCCGCCGCCGUACGGGACCGCUACGCCGGCGCCUCACCCACCCUCCGCAAAUCGAUGUAUUCAACGGUUUGCCGUGUUGCAACAGUGCUCCAAACCAGAUAUACAGCUCCGGGAUUCUGGCAUGCUGGUCUGAACCUCUUCAUGGGAACAGAGAAGCUGGUAAGUAAUCCUUCUGAAAAGGAGCACCUGAAGACCUGCAUUUCAAGGGCCCGUGAGCAUCUUGAUGAAAAAGAAAAUGAGGAUUCCAUGCCAAGCAACAGAGAAGCAGACACCAGAUUUCUUUUUGAAGGGCACCUUACUGUGGGACAGGAACCUCCACCUCCAGCAUGGCUUGUUGCCCAGAAUUUAACGCGGGAAUUGAGCAUACUAACUGAAUCCUCUGGAGAUCAAGAUGGGAACAACAAUGUAACAGUGCCUAGAGCCGAGGAGAUUACACCUGCUAUAAUGAACCUCCUAGAAACCAUAUCAGGCGACAGGGAUCUAGAAACUGCUUUGGAAGAAUCACUGCAGGGAAUCAUUGAGCAUCCACCAAGAGCACCCCCGGCUUCAAAGGAAGUUGUUGCCAAUCUACCUGUCAUUACUGUUACCAAGGAAGUCAUUGCUAGAUUGGGUAGUGAGACGGAGUGUGCUGUCUGCCGCGAAAACUUGGUUGUGGAUGACAAGAUGCAGGAGCUUCCUUGCAAGCAUCUCUUCCAUCCUCCUUGUCUGAAGCCAUGGCUGGACGAGAACAACUCCUGCCCUAUAUGCCGGCAUGAGCUGAGGACGGAUGACCAUGCGUAUGAGAGCAGGAAGGAGCGUGAAAGGGAGGAGGAAGAAGAUAGAAGGGGUGCGGCAAAUGCUGUGAGGGGUGGGGAAUUCAUGUAUAUCUGA